CAGCCAAGUGUGCUUUGUCCGCCACCAUUUCAAAGUGUUCAAUCCGAAAGGACAUCUGUGGGACUAGAACCGAUGUAGAUUAUUUCGGUUCACUGGGCACAUCCUGUGUACACGGGGAAACGAAAUACCAAGAUUACAUGGGGGAUAUAAAAUGGAACCACGCCCGCUGUCCUUUUUAAUUCAGACCAAACUCUACCCCCUCUCUAUCAUAAUGCGAAAUCUACCCAUCGAAAUCAUCAACGUCGUCGUUGAGAAUGUUUCUUCCAUGACCGAUCUUCUCCAGCUACGCUGUUUAAACCAGGCGUAUCGAGAUCUUGUCACCCCCAUCGCAUUCACCAAACUUCACAUCAAAAACAGCAUCCAGAGUGCACAAAACUUCCAGCAGAUCAUCGCUGCUACCCACCUUGCUACCCAUGUUCGGGAAGUUGUCUAUGAUUCUCGUGAUGAUGAAUGUUUCCAAUUUCCCCAGGAAAACAUUGAAGUCGAAGAUAUGCUUGAAGUUGCCGAGCUUGAAGAAGCCUUGACCGAAGCUUUCUGUGCAAUCGAUGCACUCCCCAGACUUGAAUGCGUCACCGCGAGUUUCUGGCCAUCAUUUAUCUCCCAGUCUGGGAAGGAAAUUCGCGAGAGCCCUUUCUGGUUCACGAAUCGGCAGCUCACGGUUACUCAUGCUAUAUACCACGCUAUGAAGACAUCUCGCAUGACAUCCCUUUCUCUCAACAAUGUGGUCAUGAUGCCUCCUUCACGCUAUGAUUUUGUCUCUUCCCUUACGAACUCGCCCCUGUCUCAUCUUUCAUUAUCUGUCGUGCCGAACGCCGAUAUCAGUGCCUGGUCGGGCUCAAAGGACAUUAAUGGAUCACUUGGCGCACUCCUGCCCCUUUCUAAUACCACGCUCAAAUCGCUGGCGCUGCGCAGCCCUCAGGGCCCAUACCACAGCUUAGAAACCAAGCUUUCUUCAUUUCACUAUCCAUCACUCGAAUCACUCGUGCUUGAAAAUACCAUCUUUGAUCAAACGCCCUCUCCUGAUGGCGUCGAAGAAUUUGUUAUCCGCCAAAAGAGUGGCUUGCGUCACCUAGAGCUACGAUCAUGCGCAAGCUAUGUAGCAAGCCCAUCAUUCGAUGCCAGGCUGUGGUCGAGCAUCUGGCAACGAUGGGCAACUGAGCUCACCAGUUUGAGAGAGCUUGUCGUGGACGGCGACAGUGGAUAUGUUGUCCUCAAUGCUGACUGGGGUUACGUCACUUAUAAGCCGAUCAGCACCAUAGCAGCUGAGAGCGACUCGUCGAGCUUGGAGAUGUUCCGGGAUGCAAUAGCAUCCGCUUGUACGGUUGUGGCAUGAACUUGUGGUGGCAUCAUUGUUUUACUUCUUUAGGCGAUCUCGGACUUGUAUACCAUUUGCAUAGAACAAUCUUGUAUAUCUACAUACUGUGAACACGGAUCCUGCGGAAAGAAUUUGUGUUGACGCCAUCAU
Molecule: messenger RNA, 1465 nt
Organism: Suillus subaureus
Lineage: Eukaryota; Fungi; Basidiomycota; Agaricomycetes; Boletales; Suillaceae
Exons: 2
Coding region: 152-1333 (393 amino acids)
Source: RefSeq, a predicted model, not a curated record